Molecule: messenger RNA, 5102 nt
Organism: Oryzias latipes (Japanese medaka)
Lineage: Eukaryota; Metazoa; Chordata; Actinopteri; Beloniformes; Adrianichthyidae
Gene: tcf3b
Product: transcription factor 3b
Biological process (GO): regulation of transcription by RNA polymerase II
Cellular component (GO): transcription regulator complex; chromatin
Molecular function (GO): RNA polymerase II cis-regulatory region sequence-specific DNA binding; protein dimerization activity; DNA-binding transcription factor activity, RNA polymerase II-specific
Source: RefSeq, a predicted model, not a curated record
UGGGGGAUUUUAUGUCGAAAAAUUUCAAACAUCUCUCAAAGGCGUUUGAAAUCGGACACCGCUGGCGUUGAGGCCCUCACUUUUUGUGCGGAGGGAUACGUUGUUGCGUCUGACAAUGUGGACGGAGGUGGUGAAGAUGUCUACGAGAAGAAUGAAAUCAUCUCAGUUGUAACAACAAAAACGGAAGACGUGAUAUUUGUACCUAAAAUAGAAGUGUUUGCACACAGACUCGCGGCUCUCGGGCAGGCACGUGGACGCUCCGCGAGACGCAGGCUCCCCGGGACAAAAGGAAGACAUCUGUGUGCUCCCAAUGCGUUUCAUGCACUGAGGUCGAAAUUCUCUUGAAGUUUUAUGUUUUUCUCCCUGCGGGUCUCUGCGUUUCUUUUCACGGUUGGAUAUCGGACCCUCGGAGCAGAGAGGGUUGGUUAGAGGCUGAAGGGUAUGAGCGAGCAGCAGCAAAGAAUGGCUGCAGUGGAAACUGACAAGGAACUCAGCGACCUCCUGGAUUUCAGCGCGAUGUUUGCGCCGCCAGUCGCCAACGGGAAGAACCGGACCAUGACUCUGGCCAGCACUCACUUCGCUGGAUCAGAUGAACGCAGCGGCUCCGGGUCCUGGGGUUCUGCAGAACAGAACAGUCCCUCGUUCAGCCAAGGACGGGGCUACGGAGAUGGAACCCACUUCAGUGAGCAUGAAGGCCUGUCAUCUCCGUUCAUCAGUUCAGGGAUUUCUGGUAAAGCUGACCGGCCGUAUCCUCAUUUUGGGAGUCAGCCUAAUUUUCUUCCCAGCGACAUACCGAUGCCAAGCCCAGAUGCCAUGUCCCCCUCUGGCCUCAAGUCUGGUUCUCAGUUUUACCCGUCCUACCCCAACAACCCCAGGAGAAGGCCGCCCGAAGGAGGUUUAGAUGCCCAGCCAAAGAAGAUCCGGAAACCCCCCGGCCUGCCUUCCUCGGUUUACGUUUCCACGUCAGGGGAGGAGUUUGCCAGAGACGGUGCAGGAUACGCGGGCGCGAAGCCUGGCGCCGUCUAUCCCGGCUCCUUCUUCAUGCAAGAAGACCCCUGGUCCUCUUCCAGCUACUCCCCCAUGCUGGGGAACAUUGGACAGCCAGGCUCCUUCCCCGCCAUCAGCGACAGAAUGAACUACCCCCUGCAUAGCACCGAAGUUAACGGCUUCCACACAGCCCCCACCACCUACAACCACACACCCACCCUCAACGGAGAAAGCAUUAUGGCGGCCGGCCGAGGCACCACAGCCAGCAGCUCGGGGGACGAGAUCGGGAAGGCUCUGGCAUCGAUUUAUCCGUCAGACCACAACAGUAACAACUUCCCGUCUGCUCCUUCUACUCCUGGAUCUCCUCAGGCCAUCGCAGGAGCUCCGUCUCAGUGGCAAAGACCAACCACCCCCCCGUUUGAAGGCCAACCUCACGCACUGCAGAGUAAAAUGGAGGACCGUUUGGAGGAGGCCAUCCACGUUCUCCGCAGCCACGCUGUGGGCCAGAGCCCCGCCUUAGACAGCACUCACAGUGACAUGCACGGCCUGCUGCCCCCCGUGCACAACGGGGGCCUGGGAGGCCUGUCUCCGGCUUUCCCCAACGCCAGCCUCGCGCUCAGCAACAGACAUCCGGCCAUGCAGGGGGGGAAACACGAGGAACCUGCCGGACUUCCUCCCAGCAGCACUCUCCUGCACGGUCACCACGCAUCAGGACCCACGCAGCCUGUCAGCCAGUCAGAAGGCUUCACUGGUCUCCCCGGGGGCUUGGCUCGCUCCUCACACUCCUCCAGCAGCUCCGACAUCAAAAGAGAAGACAAAGAGGACGAUGAGAACUCCUCCGUGGCAGACAAAUCAGAGGAUGAGAAGAAGGAUCCCAAAUCGGCUCGCAGUCGGACAAGAAAGGAGGCGUUGACCCUCCAGAUGUUCUCUGGCCUAUCAGACCAGAAAGAUGAUCUGGACGAGGAUGACGAGGACGUUCCCCCCGAGGUGAAGAUGGAGCGCGAGAGGGAGCGGCGAGUGGCCAACAACGCCCGAGAGCGUCUGCGGGUCCGGGACAUCAACGAGGCCUUCAAGGAGCUCGGCAGGAUGUGCCAGCUGCACCUCAGCCACGACAAACCUCAGACCAAACUUCUCAUCCUCCACCAAGCCGUCAACGUCAUCCUGAACUUAGAACAACAAGUCAGAGAGCGCAACCUCAACCCCAAGGCUGCGUGUUUAAAACGGCGCGAGGAGGAAAAGGUGUCCGGGGUGGGGGCGGAGGCUCCCAUGCAGCUCUCAGGAGGCCACCCCAGCAUGGGCGGAGACGGCCACAACCCAGUUGGUCACAUGUAACAGCAGACCUGGUGGUGUUUCCCGGCUGUCUAUGGAUGUGGCCUUAAAAUGUUUCUUCCACCCAUUACUCUGCGUGUGUGUGUGUGUAUGUGUGUGUGUGUGCGCGUGCGUACGUGCACGUGGACAUGUCUGUGUAUUGUCCGUUCAUGUUUGCUGAAUGCAGAUUCACACACUCAUACACAUGUGCAUACUGCCAAAACUGACACAGCCUGUCCGCCGCACUCCCAACCAAGACUACGAGUGAAAAUGUGAAGAACUUUCCUUUUGUUUUCUACGCCUCAGAUUCUCUUUCUGCUUUCCGGGGUUCCACACGCUCGAACGGCGGAGUACUUUUCUUUUUUUGUCCUGACGCACUCGGGAACUACACACACUGCCAAGAGGUGCUCUGGUGGGGGGGGGGGCAAAGGAGACCUAACAAACACAAAUUGAAUUAUUAGGAAUUUGUGCCUAAUUGUUACAUAUUUUCUAACUGAAAUUGAAGCAAAUUGUUUUCCAUGCGAGGAACAUUUGUGAGGGACUGCUUAUGUGUAUGAGCAACUAUUUUAAUGUAUGUCAUUCCCAGCGUGAUGGUACAGUCUUACAUAUGUUAUGUAACCCAGAGCUGACGCUUCUCCUCGUGCACGUGUUUGCUGGUUUGACUGCAGCGUCCCUGGAUUCGGUCCGGAUCCAGGCCGAGUCGAUCUCCUCCCAAACGUGGGGGCUUGCAGUCAGACUCCUUCCGUUGACUGUUAUGAAUUAUCCAAGAGGUGGAACCGGUCCGGAGAACCGCUCUGCCUCUUUUUUUUUUUUAGUCCAAAUUCUAGCAUUAAUCCUGCGGCCCCGCCUGGUGUCAUCCAGGUUCUCCUGCUUUAUGUUCUAAGGCACACAGACGAUGGAAAGCACAGUAGUGUCCAGAAAAGGCUGGAGUCCAAGUGUCGGCCUGCAGUUCAGCUCCUCAGCUCCUCUAUCAAAGCCAUGGACUGACCAGCACCGCGGGUGCAGGUCCUUUUCCUAUUCAAAUGGUUGACUGUGCCAGCAGAUGCGUGGCGCUCAGCGGGGAGGGGUGUAAACCACAAAGGUCUGGGUUCUUCUGAAGGAGGACGCCGCGUGCUGCCGCUGCCUGAGCAGACGAGCCUUUGAGCAAACCCAGGCGUUGUUUUCCUAAACGAGCAUUCCCACUGAAUUACAGCCCCUCACCUUUCUCCUGAGUGAGUGAGUCUUCUCACCUUUUCACUGAGAGAAGUGUGACGUGUAAAUUCAAUUCAUUCAUUGUUUCAUUUUUCAAAAUUAAAUAUAUAUAAAAAUAUAUAUUUUUUGUUAGUCUAUACAUUGUAGAUUUUUUACAUAAAUGGCAAUAUUAGUUAAAAGUUUAGAGUGUAUUGUAGAUGAGCUGUAAAAGGGGAAGUUCGUGUUGAACUGAACUGGGAUGGCAGAAGGAAAAUGAUCAAUAGAUGAUAAAGAAAAGUGUUUGUUAUAUCCUUUUUAUUCCAGUUUUAGUUGUAAGACGCAUCAUCAGCGACCGGGAAUCGAACUCUUGUCUUUCCAUUGGUGGACGGCGUGUGCCGCAGUCGUGUCGAGGCGCUCUCACCGGGGCGAUCGGAGGGUUUUGUGUCCAACAGUAAUUAUUAUUAUGCAACAGGUUUUUGAAUGUAGCUCUGGUAGAAGGAUGGCGUUUCAUCAGGAGGGUUUCAUGUUUGGGUUGGUCCGCCCUCAAACCAAACGGCCGUGUGUGCAGCUCUCCGUCGGCUUCCUGCACACAAUGGAUAAAAUGGAGAACAAAACAGUGUUAUUGUGUUUAUUUUUUCCCAUGUCAUGUUGUUAAAGGUUUCUUUUUACCAACAUGUAAUCAGAAGUGGGAGUGAGAGCAUUUUGUCCGUUUUGGUUUCUACAAGAAGAUGAAGAAAAACACCUAUACAAAUCAACAGUGUGGCCUUUUCAUUCUCAAGACUUAAGAUGUCAGGAUGGGAGAGUGAAGCUUUAUCAGUGCCUGAACUAGUUUGUUUCAGUUCUGAGCGUUUUCUGUUGUGAACCAUAUCAUUUCAUUGUCAUGGAGAUUAAAGAGGUACUUGUUCAUUCCCUGACCCCUCCUGCUCCUAAUGUUUUUUUUGUUUUUGUUUUUUUAAUUUUCAGGAAGAAGUUUAAAUGGUAUAAAAAGAUUUUCUUUCAGUGUAUCUAGUUAAUAAAUAAAUGUUAUCAUAGACCAUGUUUACUUUUGUUUUUGUUUCCCCGUCCUCCUCCUCCUGCUACUGGAUCUGUCUGCUUUUUGGAUGCAGGUCCAGCGGCUCCACCGCUUCAGCCCCUGAAAAUCCCGUCGGCGUGAACAUUAAAGAUCCCGCAGCAGUUUUCAGGUUCAGGUCCUCCAGACCAAACGUCUGAAAUGAUGUGGAGGGAAGCCUGCCUCUUAGAUUCCUGUCCAAACACAUCUGAUAACUUUAGAACGUCGUGGAAAUUUGACUGAAGAUCAUUUCAUGCUAAGGAUAAAUAAACAAGGAAAAGUUCGGACCCAAGUGCAGUUUAGAUGCUGCGGUGUCUGAAAACUAUGGACUUUAUUUUUGGGUCACUGAAUGAAAGUUUUGCCCUAAAUGGUGGUGAGACCACCAAGUGUUAACUAUUGAACCCAGAGGACCGUGUUUACUCCUACAGAGUCCUCUCAAUAUUUCUAUGUACCCAUCAGUUUAAGAUAACCUGUAAAUGUAGCAAUAAAUGUGCCAUUUUUAAAGCAGAUUUAUACAUUUUCCAAUGUCUGGUUUUGAAUAUUGUAUACAGAGAAAGUUAAACCAUUUUAAUAAAGGGUUUAAACCACA